AUGGAUCCGCUCAGUAUCACAGCCAGCAUAAUUGCAGUGCUCCAGCUCUCGGUGAAGGUCCUUGGAUACUUCAACGACGUUAAAAAUGCAUCCAACGAUCAGGCCAAGUGCGCAGUUGAGGCCUCGAACAUACACAGUCUCCUUACUAAACUGAGGUUCCGCCUUGAGGAGGGAAAGGCCGAUGCGCAGUGGUGCACCGCUGUCCGAGCCCUUGGAGUGGAGAAUGGACCGCUCGACCAGGUUAAGCAAGCGCUGAAAACACUUCAGACCCACAUGACAGAUAGAGGUCGACUACGACAGGCGCUAGUGUGGAAGUUCAAGAAGGAGGAAAUUGCAGGCAUUUUGGACAGAAUUGAGCGUUUGAAAACACUCAUAUUGAUCGCGUUAGAGAUGGACCACUUCAAACUGUCUCAAGCCAUUAAAGGCGAUACUAACUUCAUUCGAGCACGCGUAUCAGCAAUACAGUCUGGGGUUGACCAGAUUCAGCAAGGUCAAGCCGAUGCAAAGCACAAUAAGAUAGUGGAAUGGAUCUCGCCUAUGAACUACCCCGCCCAGCAAUCAGACAUCAUAAGCCGCAGACAGGAGGGGACGGGUCAGUGGUUUCUCGACGCGCCCGAGUUCGCAAGGUGGCUCGGUGAGCCGAAGGGCAGAAUCUUCUGCCCAGGGAUUCCUGGCGCCGGCAAGACGAUGGUGGCCGCGAUUGCGAUCGACCACCUGUUACACUCUACGCAGAACAGAUCGAUAGGAGUUGCAUACGUGUAUUGCAACUACCAAGAGCAGAACGAGCAGAACGCCUCUAGCAUGCUGGCAGCCAUCGUCAAGCAGUUGGUGCAAAAUCUACCGCCCGCGGCAAAGCCUGUAGAACUACUACACCAGAAGCAUCACGUUCACGGCACGAAGCCAACAGUUGAUGAGAUCUUCAGCGCCCUCGAAGAAGUCGUUGGGGAUUAUUAUAUAGUCUAUAUCGUGAUCGACGCUCUGGACGAAUGUCGAGACAGCGACGGCACUCGGCGCCAGUUUCUAGCCAAACUCCGCGAUCUUCAGGCGGGACAUGACGUUCGCCUAAUGGCAACCUCGCGUUCUAUUUCAGAAAUUAUGAAUUGGUUUAACGAAGGACUGAAGCUGGAGGUGCAAGCUAGUAAAGAGGAUGUGAAGCGAUUCGUGGCUGGCAGGAUGUGUGAACUGCCAAAGUGUAUUCAACGCGACCCUGAGCUACAGGAGGUCGUCCAAGAAAAGAUCUCAGAGGCAGUAGACGGCAUGUUUCUUCUUGCUCGCCUCCACACUGAUUCGCUGCUAGACAAGAGAACGAAGAAGGACGUGAGGUUAACAUUAGCUAAGCUGUCUAAAGGCUCAGCCGCACUCGAUGACGCAUACAAGAAGGCAAUCCAACGCAUCGAGGGCCAGUUAAGCGGAGAUUACGAACUAGCCAAAACAGUGCUGUCAUGGAUCACGUAUGCGAAACGGCCGCUUACUACGACAGAAAUUUGCUGUGCUCUGGCAGUAGAGCCGAGCGAUGCGGAGCUCGACCCCGAGAACGUACCUGAUGUUGAGGACUUAUUAUCCGUGUGUGCUGGACUGGUCGUCGUUGACCAAGAAAGUGCUGUCAUCCGUCUUGUACAUUACACCACCCAAGAAUACCUCGAGCGUAUCCAAAAUAAAUGGAAUCCUGGCGGUCAACUAAAUAUGGCCUCAACAUGUCUCACAUACCUAUCAUUCGACAUAUUCAAAACUGGGAGCUGCUCCUCUGACGAAGAAUUCAAAGAGAGGCUUCGAAAAAGCCAAUUCUUAGACUAUGCUGCUAAACAUUGGGGAGAGCAUGCAUCAGCAACGGAAGGAGAGACAGCACUGAUAUUAGAAAGAAGAGAUAGCGAGGACCAGACUCCUCUAUAUCUUGCAGCACAACUUGGACAUCAAAAAACGGUGAAGCUGCUGCUCGACAAGGGCGCCGAAGUUAAUGCACAAGGCGGAGAAUACGGCAACGCACUACAGGCAGCUGCAGCUAGGAACCAUACAGCUAUUGUCGAGCUCCUACUCAACAACGGCGCUGAUGCCUCGCGACACGAUAGCCAGGGAAAAAGCAUCUUGCAUUAUGCUACCAACAGUGUGGAUUGCAACCUUGGUUUGAUCGACCUUCUGCUCUCACGAGGCGCUCCAGCAAACACGACCGAUAUCAACAACAUGACACCACUGCUUUACUGCGUCAAGCACGGCCACAAAUCUAUAAUAGAAUUAUUUCUUGACAAUGGCUUGUCCAUUGAUGCCUGUGCUAAUCGAAAGCCGUGGUCUCGGAACACUGUAAAGACCGAUACCUUGUCUCGAUCAUCGGUUUCGGAGUCCGAGUCCGACAUUUCGGGCACUUCAGCUGGCCUGACACCUCUACACUUUGCGGCCUUGACUGGAAAUCUAGCCAUGACCAAGUUCCUUCUGGAGCAUGGUGCUGAUCCGAACGCUUUGUCCCGAUACAACGAGUCCCCGAUGCAUCUCACGUUGCGUAGAACCCUGUAUGGACCAAGUUAUGACGACGAUUGGACCGACAAGGACUUCCGGAUAGAAGGCCGUUGGGACCUCUUAUUCAUUGUUGAAGAAGAAGAAGAACAGGAUGCAAUUUCUGAGAAUAUAACAAAGCAUCGCGAAGGUGUGCUUGAUGCCCUACUCGCAGAUACUCGGACCAGUCCAACCAUAAGAGACUAUCAACAUAACUACCCUUUGCACUGCGUUAUGUAUCAAGAACCUGAAAGUAUGUUGGUAAUUCAGAAACUGGUAUCCGGAGGAGCAAACCCGUUGGAAAGGAACUUGAAGCAGCAAAAUGCACUGCACCUCGCUAGUCAAGCUGGCAACCACGACGCGGUUACUUUUCUAAUUUCCCUAGGAGUUGAUCCUGCCUUAACGGACAAUGAAGGGCUCAAUUCUCUUCACUACGCUGCACAAAGUGGAAACCAUGAAACGAUCGAUGUCAUUUUAGAAACUGCUCUGCCAACAACACCAAGCCUAGUGGCGUCGAAGGAUAAUCAAGGCAGAAACGCGCUCCACCACCUGGCUUCUACGAACUCUAGAGUUCCGCACGAGACAAUCCAGUUGCUGCUCGACAAGGGAGUAGGCGGUUCAGAGUUAGACGCAUCUGGCAACUCACCGUUGGCGAGCUACUUCAAACGACCACGUUUGGGUGCACUAUAUGUCGAAACCUGUCAAUCAUUGCUUUCGGUCAAAGGAAACGCUUUGUUUGUCGACAAAAAUGGACAAAACCUAGGACACUUGGGCGCUUUGACUUUUAAAUGCAAAGUUGAAGUUUUAGAGAUGCUAAAGGAACACGGUGUCGAUCUAAUGCAGAGAGACUUGCAGGGUAAGACAAUAUUGCACUAUUUUGCGAUGGGCGGAUUUCUUACCAAGCAAUCUUUGCAUUAUCUUGUCCAUGUUGUCGGUAUUGAGAUAGAUGCAAAGGACGCGUUGGGAAAAACAGCGCUGCAACAUGCAGCAGAGAAGGCACGGAAAGAUUAUCCCCGAGAUAUGUUCUGUCGUGGACGCUGGGAUGAAUGUGUGAAGCUAUUGUCGGAACACGGUGCUAGUUCAACAGCUUCUAGAGCUAUAGAGGGCUAGAAAAAGCUUUUCUUAUUGUCCUUUCUAUGCACUGUUUAUCUUUUUAGAUGUUUUUUAGUCGCCGCUUCUAUUGUGUUGUAAACUAUAGUUCAGCUCUUUAGUUUAGUAUCUCCAACAUCUUUUCUUACGCGAUGGAAUUGUCAAGUCACUAUAACAUAGUUUGGAGCGAGCGUGGGCUUAAUCAGGACUGCCG
Molecule: messenger RNA, 3787 nt
Organism: Bipolaris maydis ATCC 48331
Lineage: Eukaryota; Fungi; Ascomycota; Dothideomycetes; Pleosporales; Pleosporaceae
Product: ankyrin repeat-containing domain protein
Molecular function (GO): protein binding
Source: RefSeq, a predicted model, not a curated record